Messenger RNA from Eupeodes corollae, 869 nucleotides. Its product is annotated as elongation of very long chain fatty acids protein 4-like. Gene Ontology annotation, biological process: sphingolipid biosynthetic process; fatty acid elongation, polyunsaturated fatty acid; very long-chain fatty acid biosynthetic process. Bases 41 to 841 code for a protein of 266 amino acids. NCBI's taxonomy places the organism in Eukaryota, Metazoa, Arthropoda, Insecta, Diptera, Syrphidae. The transcript has 5 exons. Gene Ontology annotation, molecular function: fatty acid elongase activity. Gene Ontology annotation, cellular component: endoplasmic reticulum membrane. The record is from RefSeq and is a predicted model, not a curated record.
UUAAAACGAAAUUGUUAAACUUAAACAAUAAAUCAAUAUAAUGACAAGAGCGUCCAUCAGUUUUAAAGAGGCUUUCUAUUGGGACAGUUAUGAAAAAAUGUCAGAUCAUAGGACGAAAGGAUGGUUUCUCGUCGAUUCACCCACAGAUGUCGCCCUAAUUGUGUCUACGUAUCUUUUGAUGGUGUGGAUGGGACCGAAAAUUAUGAAAAAGAGGAAACCAUUCAAAAUGAAAGGAGUUCUUAUUGUUUAUAACUUUAUAAUGAUGCUCCUAAAUUUCUUGAUCCUGAAGGACAUCUUCAUAGGAAGCUCAAGACUGAGUUAUCGUUAUCUCUGUCAUCGCAGUAAACUUGAAUUCAAUCCGGAAGAAGAUAGGGUCAUGAAUGCGAUGUGGUGGUUUUAUAUAUCAAAGUGCAUAGAAUUCACUGAUACGUUGUUCUUCAUUUUAAGAAAGAAAAAUGAUCAAUUGAGCGUGUUGCACGUCUAUCAUCACAGUACAAUGUUUCCAAUUUGUUGGACCUCAAUGAAAUGGUAUCCUAGCGGAGCAGCUGUUCGCUUACCGAUGCUAAAUUGCUUUGUACAUGUUGUUAUGUACUUUUAUUAUGGACUUAGUGCAAUUGGACCAAGUGUCAAGAAAUUGUUAUGGUGGAAGAGGUACUUAACACUUCUUCAGUUGAUACAAUUCGUAAUAUCUUUGUCUUGGUCUACGUAUUCACUUCUUCAAGGUUGCAAUCACCCGGCUUGGAUUGACGUGACAAAUAUUUUGUAUAUGUGUUCUUUUCUAUUUUUAUUUGGUAGAUUUUAUUUUUCUAAGUAUUUAAAUAAUGUAAAAUCUAAAUUAUGAUACAAAUAAAAACCUUUCGGAGAUGGUA